UUUCAAGAGAAAUACACUUCUCUUUUGAAAUUUUUAAAAGAAUAUAAGUUUUACAAAACAAUUUUCGUAGAAACACUGCCAAAUCUUUAGUUUUACAAAUCUCAUUAUUUACUCCAAUGGCACCAAGAGGCAAGAAGUCGAAGAAGCAGCGCGAAAUCGAUUGGGCGGCCGACGCUAACUUCGACAAGAACCGUUCAAUGAUCUACAUCGAGCACACGUUAGAGUGCCCGAUAUUCACGACAAAAGCCGAGGAAUUCGCCGCUUAUGUAGCCAAAGAAGCGCCAAAUCGCAUCAUACAGUUGGUACGGAAUCAUAACGGCAAAGUGCCGCCAAGAGAGGGUGCCUUCGAGAUUGGAUUUUCGCAGAACGCGCGCACCUCCGUGCAUCAGCUGUGGUCUGGCAUUGAAAAAGGCCCACCAAGGCGUGACAAAUUCCCACCGGAGUACGAGUCGCUCAUGCAAGAAAUACAUAAGAUUUUGAAAAAAUUCUACCCUGACGCGGUGGAAAAGAAUCCCUUGGAAGGCAUGGAGGAAGAUGGCGCGGCGCCAGCGUACGAGUAAAAGUUCUUAAAAUUUUUUCAACUUUUAAAAAGCGACAAUGUCAAUAGUUUAUAAUCUAAGCCAUUUAAAAUUACACAACAACAAUAGUGAAGCGUUAAUGCUGUGGUUAUCCGAGCCUAACAACCGCCCUGCCGAUUGUGAUUUGGAUAAAAAAGCAAAGUUUGAAAACUAGUCUAACAGUUUGAGUGCCUAUGAGUAAUUCAAAACCUAUCCGCAAGUCGUAGCUUCUCGCCGUAAGAUGGCGCAACAGUUGCGCCAAGCGUUACCACAUAAAAAAUUAUAAUAAUAACAUAAACAUGCGCUAAACUACAUUUUCAGUUAAAUAAAUUGCGACU
Bactrocera oleae (olive fruit fly) is the source of this 895-nucleotide messenger RNA. Its product is annotated as selenoprotein H. Gene Ontology annotation, cellular component: Golgi apparatus. NCBI's taxonomy places the organism in Eukaryota, Metazoa, Arthropoda, Insecta, Diptera, Tephritidae. The record is from RefSeq and is a predicted model, not a curated record.